This is a messenger RNA of Cannabis sativa, 2623 nucleotides long. RefSeq names its product mitotic spindle checkpoint protein MAD1. The transcript is spliced from 16 exons. The coding region runs from base 78 to 2282 and encodes 734 amino acids. Lineage: Eukaryota; Viridiplantae; Streptophyta; Magnoliopsida; Rosales; Cannabaceae. Gene Ontology annotation, biological process: attachment of mitotic spindle microtubules to kinetochore; mitotic spindle assembly checkpoint signaling. The record is from RefSeq and is a predicted model, not a curated record. Gene Ontology annotation, cellular component: mitotic spindle; nuclear envelope; kinetochore.
AUUAAACACAGAAAAACUGGCGGCCUCUCUUUUGAAUUUAAAGAGGAGACUGGAGAGAGUUCUGUUUGCCGUAGAAGAUGAUAAUUAGGACUCCUCAACAGAAGAGGCCUCGGCCUUCGGAAACCCUAGCUCCGAACAGCGUAUCACCGGCGGCACCCGGUUCCGAUCGUCCUCUCAUUAUCUACGAGGAUCCUCCAUCCUCGUCUCCGAAGCCCAACGACCACGACCACGACCACGACCAUGACUCCUCCUCCCAGCCAAUGCUCUGCACCUAUCAAUGUCGCCAAUUGGUCAAAUCGGAUUUCCUUGUUGCCUUAAGCUCUGCGGAGAAGGAAGCUAGCGAUUAUCAGUCAAAAUUUGAGGCAUUAAAUGAGAAGUUCCACAACCUUGAAGCAGAGAAGAAUAAAUAUGUGGAUCAAAUCCUAUAUUCAGAGCAAGAACUUGCUGCUGCAAAAGGACGUGAACAAUCGCUGCAAGAACAGCUUUUGAAGGAGAUCGAUGAUUCUCAGGAACGUUAUAAACAGCAGCUACAGUCGUACAAUGAACAUGUGGUAAAGUUCCAAACUGAAAUGAGCCUUCGCUUGAAAGCGGAGUCUAAGGCAGCUUUGGCAGAGGAGGAAGUAGGUAUUUUGAAGGAAAAACUUAGUCAUCUUUCUGAAAGUACAGAGAGAGAGAAACAACGUCUUGGCAGUGAACUUGAACAGCUGAAAAGAGAGUCAAAACUUUCACUUUCUAGAAUUAAUGCUGAUCUUGAAAGGAUGGAGUUUAAAGCUAAUAGUGCCAAGGAAGAAUCAGAGCUACUGAAAGAGCAGCUAGAACAUUCACAGAAUCAACUUAAAGAGUGCUUGCUAUUGAAGUGUGAACUAGAGAAGAAAUUAUCAACUUUCACAUUUCAAGAAGUUGCCACUUCAGAGGAUAAUAUGUUGGUCAAGCAUCUGCAAGAUGAGCUUAGGAACUAUGAGGCCGAGGUGAGAGAAGCAAAAAAGUUGAAAUCAUCUCAUGAAAACAUUGAGUUGUUAAAAGUAAAGCUUUUGGAAGAAAGAGCUCGAAGGGAGAGAGCAGAAUCUGAGUUGUCUAAAUUACAAGAGAUGCAGCUAAGCAUCAACAAGUUAGAGGAUGAAUUGUCAUCUUGGAAGUUACUGAUUAAUGACAUACCUGGUGUGUCAUCUUCUGAGGACAUAUGUAUCAAGUUUUCAGCCUUACAGAGAGAGGUUAUUGAUAGCACCAUGAAGGUGGGUGAGGCAAAUGCUCGCUUGAAACAACUUGAGGUGGCUUUGGAUUCUGCACAAAUAGAUAAACAAAAUGCUGAAGCUGAGGCUGCUUUGGCUAAAGAGAAGGCAGAAUUUUCAAAAUCUGAGCUUAAACAGAUAGAGAAAAUGCUUUCCAUGGUUACUGAUGAAAGAGAGAGCUUGAAGAAUGUUGUUAACAAAUUAAAGGAAUCUAAUAGCAAUGAAGCAAGGGACCAAGAAGCAAGUGGAACUGGAACUUUUGUUCAGGAACUUGAAUCAACACUUGCAAAGAAAGAAUGCUAUAUUAAAGAGUUGGAGGCUAGUUUAAUUGAACAAAAAGAAUUCAAUAAUAGUAAAUGUGAGGAGGUAAAGUUACUCAAUGAGAGGUUAAAUAAUGAAGCCAAGAGAAUAAAAUCACUGGAGAGGGAGAAUGAUAGAUUACGUUCAGAGAUCUCUUUGUUGGAGUCAAAGCUGGGCCAUGGGGAUUUUUCUGCUGCCAAUACCAAGGUGUUGCGUAUGGUGAAUACUCUGACCGUCGAUAAUGAAGCAAAACAAACUAUAGAAGCAUUGCGAACUGAGCUGCAAAAGACUAAAGAGAAGUUACAAGCAGUUGAAGAGCUGAAAAGUCAGUCAGGUGACUCUGGGAAACUAGUAGACUCGUACAUAUCUGGGAAGAUAAUGCAGUUUAAAGAACAAAUUGCAACGUUAGAAAAGCGUGAAGAAAGAUACAAAACUGUUUUCGCUGAUAGAAUUUCAGUGUUCAGAAGGGCCUGUUGUGAACUUUUCGGUUAUAAGAUUGUAAUGGAUGAGCAACAGCGUCCUAAUGGAAUUCCAGUAACACAAUUUGCACUCCAAUCCAUUUAUGCUCAAAGUGAUGAAGAAAAGCUUGAAUUUGAAUAUGAAUCAGGAAAUACAAAUAUUUUGGUAAAUAGUUACACCUCUCAGCCUGAGAUAUCGCGUCAGGUUGAGAUCUUUGUUAAAAAGAUGAAUUCAAUUCCAGCUUUCACUGCCAACUUGACAGUGGAAUCUUUCAACAGACGAACAUUGUCCUAAAUGUCUCAACUUGCCCAAAUUAUGUAUAAAUCUUAUAUUGUCUCUACUCUAGUACAGAUGAACCAAGAUUGUGGGUUACUUGCAUCUUUAUCAUCCUAGAACCCUCUGAUCCUCAUUUACACACUUUUGACUUGGGUGUAACACUCGUGCUAGAUAUCCAAUUCCCUUUACUUCUUGGGAACUGGAUUCUCACUAAAUGAUGGUUUGUGAUUUUUCUUUCAAAAUUUACAGCACAAUGUAAGCCACCAAACAUUGUAAAGCUACUAUACUAAAGUCUCAAUCCUACUCGAGCUUGAAGGUAGAAUACAUUGUUAAAUGGAAGUAUUAUCUUAUUAUGACUA